AUGAGCAACGGCGCGCCGAGUGCGGACGCGAAGAGUGGCGAUGGCAGGGCGAGCGACGGCGGUCGCGAUCACGCGAUGAGCCGCGGCGGGAUGAGCUGCGACGGCGCGACGAGCGUUGGCAAGGCGAGCAAUGGCCGCACCAUGACGGGCGGCAUGACGGGCGGCAUGACGAGCGGCGCGGCUACAACGACUCUUGGUGCGGAGGUCGCGAGCAGCAAAGGCACGCUGAGCCGCAAUGGCCCAAUGAGCGAUGGCACGACGAGCCAUUGCGCGGCGAGCAAUGGCCGAACCAUGACAGGCGGCAUGACGAGCGGCGCGGCUACAACGACUCUUGGUGCGGAGGUCGCGAGCAGCAAAGGCACGCUGAGCCACAAUUGCCCGCUGAGCGAUGGCACGACGCGCCAUUGCGCGGCGGGCAACGGCCGCAUCAUGACGGGCGGCAUGACGAGCGGCAUGACGAGCGGCGCGGCUACAACGACUCUUGGUGCAGUGGUCGCGAGCAGCGAAGGCACGCUGAGCCACAAUUGCCCGCUGAGCGAUGGCGCGACGAGCCAUGGCGAGGCGAGCAACGGCCGCAUCAUGACGGGCGGCAUGAUGAGCGGCGCGGCUACGACGAUCGUGGCAGAGGCGAGCGCGCGCGCGACUGGCACGAUCGGCGCGAGGAUCGGUACCACGAUCCCAGGCGCGACCAUGACCGGCGCGACCUCCGCGGCGAGGGGCAGCUUCAGCACAGCGACCGCCGGUGGACUCAAUGCUAAGCAGCUCAGCAGCCACAUCUCAAAUGCUGGCAGCGCUGACGCAUUGCUCGCGCUCUUUGCUGCCCACAGCGCGAGCUUGGACCACAUCCACGCUGCGAACCUGUGGAACAAACUGGGCAAGCAGCGCAUCGAGCGGCGGCACGAGGGGCGGCUUGAGCAGCUGCGCCCUCCGGCCAGCAUCUCAGGAUGUAAUGGCUCAAUCAGGGAUGUCGUGGACAUCUUUGGUUGCCUUGAGCAUCCCAAGAUGCACGAAGCAAUUCAGGAUGCGCGAAGCAAUUCAGGAUGCGCGCGCAUCCUGAAUUGCUUCAUGCAUCUUGGGAUGCUCGAGGCAAUCUCAAUUAGAAUGGAGAUCGUAUCGGGCAAUUUCAGAUGCCUCAGCAUCUCAAAUUGCGGGUUCCCCGCCCCUGACGCGCUCUGA
Molecule: messenger RNA, 1176 nt
Organism: Emiliania huxleyi CCMP1516
Lineage: Eukaryota; Haptophyta; Isochrysidales; Noelaerhabdaceae
Exons: 4
Coding region: 1-1176 (391 amino acids)
Source: RefSeq, a predicted model, not a curated record